CCGUGGAGGGAAUCCUCGGCAGACGCCAAACGCGGACGAGGGAUUUGGUGCCAAAGCGCGUGUAGUCUCACUGGCGAUGUAAAUUUUCGAAAAUGACAAACGCCGAGGUGCUACAGCUGGACGUGUGGAAGGGCGAUUGGGGCCUGCCGUCGGUUGACAUAGAAUGUUUGCAAGUUUUGGCAUAUGCCAAAUUCAGUGGGGUACCUUUAAAAAUAAAUCUAGCAAGCAAUCCAUUUAAAACACCAAAUGGUCGAUUACCUUUGCUUAAGGCUGGUCGACGUACCUUGGAUACAGUUAAAGAUAUAUUGCCCUUUUUUAGAGCAAAACAUUAUAAUUCUGACUAUACUUUAAAUGAUAAGCAAUGCGCAGACGUCAUGGCUUAUGAUUCUUUGCUUAAGGAAAAGUUGUAUCCAGCCUUCCAAUUUAUAUGGUGGAUAGAUAAGAAAAAUCUAGACGAUUUAGUUAGACCAUGGUACUGCAAAGCGCUGCCUUUUCCAUUUAAUUUCUAUUAUCCAGGAAAAUUUGAGCGGCAAGCACAUACCUUGAUGCAAAGUUUAUAUCCUCUAGAAGAUAAUAUAAAUGUUAUAGAAAAUGAGGUGUAUUCAGAAGCACAAAAAUGUUUAACGCUAUUAUCUAUAAGACUUGGAGAUAGAGAUUUUUUUUGUGGACAACAGCCUAGCACAAUAGAUGCCAUUAUAUACUCUUAUCUGGCACCGUUGCUCAAAGCUCCAUUACCAAAUCCAGUUCUACAAAAUCAUCUGAAAGCCUGUACAAAUCUAGAGAAAUAUGUGUCGCGUAUAUCACAGAGAUACUUUGAAGAUGAAUAUCAGACUUAUGAGAAGCAGAGAGCUGAAAAGAAUGCAGAAAGAUUAAGAAGAGACUCUGAAAUUGAAUUUCCCAAUAAAAGAAGAAAUCAGAUUCUUGCUGCGCUUGCCGCUACAAUAGCAAUGACCGGAUAUGCAUUAUCCACUGGUAUUGUAGAGGUGCUAGUAUAUUUGUUAAGAAGCAGAAAAUUUAUUAAAAUUCCUAAGAAGAAAAGAAAACGUACCAGCAAAGGAUGACGAAAUCUCAGAUGUACCGAUGGAAUAUAUCCUGAAUGACGAGGAUGAUGAAUAGCAGUUAGCAAAAAGAAAA
Cyphomyrmex costatus is the source of this 1134-nucleotide messenger RNA. RefSeq names its product metaxin-1. Gene Ontology annotation, biological process: mitochondrion organization. The transcript has 6 exons. Gene Ontology annotation, cellular component: cytoplasm; SAM complex. Lineage: Eukaryota; Metazoa; Arthropoda; Insecta; Hymenoptera; Formicidae. Bases 93 to 1061 code for a protein of 322 amino acids. The record is from RefSeq and is a predicted model, not a curated record.